UGCUGGGCACUGGUCCAGGAGCUGGGGGCACAGCAGGAAGCAAAGCAAGGGUUAAGUGUGUUAAGUGUUUAAGAGAUGCAUAUUUCAGGAUGCCUCUCUAGAUAAGGACAUUAUCCCUCCUGACAAAACUAACAAAAAUCCUGUUAGCUAAUAAUCAGCCACAUUCAUAUUUACCGUCAAAGCUUUUAUCCUCAUUUUACAGCAGUGGAGAGCGAAUGCCCCAGGUCCCACAUUAGGAAGAGAGAGAACUGGGAUUUGCACCCAGGCAGUCUGGGGACACAGCUGUGACCACAGCUCCAUGAGUCAGGGCCGAGCCAACCCCUUCACCACCAGCUGGCCGCGCCCCGGGAAGGGAAGUUUGGGGCGGAGGAGGUUCGUACGGGAGGAGGGGGAGGCGCCCACGCAUCUGGGGCUGACUCGCUCUUUCACAAAACGUCUGGGAGGAGCCCCUGGGGCCACAAAACUGCCUCCUUCCUGAGGCCAGAAGGAGAGAAGAAGUGCAGGGACCCCGCGCACAGGAGCUGCCCUCGCGACAUGGGUCACCCGCUGCUGCUGCCACUGCUGCUGCUGCUCCACACCUGCGUCCCAGCCUCUUGGGGCCUGCGGUGCAUGCAGUGUAAGAGCAACGGGGAUUGCCGGGUGGAAGAGUGCGCCCUAGGACAGGACCUCUGCAGGACCACGAUCGUGCGCGUGUGGGAAGAAGGGGAAGAGCUGGAGCUGGUGAAGAAAAGCUGUACCCACUCCGAGAAGACCAACAGGACCAUGAGCUAUCGGACUGGCUUGAAGAUCACCAGCCUUACCGAGGUUGUGUGUGGGUUAGACUUGUGCAACCAGGGCAACUCUGGCCGGGCUGUCACCUUUUCCCGAAGCCGUUACCUUGAAUGCAUUUCCUGUGGCUCAUCAGACAUGAGCUGUGAGAGGGGCCGGCACCAGAGCCUGCAAUGCCGCAGCCCUGAAGAACAGUGCCUGGAUGUGGUGACCCACUGGAUCCAGGAGGGUGAAGAAGGGCGUCCAAAGGAUGACCGCCACCUCCGAGGCUGUGGCUACCUUCCCGGCUGCCCAGGCUCCAGUGGUUUCCACAACAACGACACCUUCCACUUCCUGAAGUGUUGCAACACCACCAAAUGCAACGAGGGCCCAAUCCUGGAGCUUGAAACUCUGCCACAGAAUGGCCACCAGUGUUACAGCUGCAAGGGGAACAGCACCCACGGAUGCUCCUCUGAAGAGACUUUCCUCAUUGACUGCCGAGGCCCCAUGAAUCAAUGUCUGGUAGCCACCGGCACUUACGAACCGAAAAACCAAAGCUAUAUGGUAAGAGGCUGUGUAACUGCCUCAAUGUGCCAAUGUGCCCACCUGGGUGACGCCUUCAGCAUGAACCACAUCAAUGUCUCCUGCUGUACUGAAAGUGGCUGUAACCACCCAGACCUGGAUGUCCAGUACCGCAAGGCGGCUGCUCCCCAGCCUGGCCCUGCCCAUCUCAGCCUCACCAUCACUCUGUUAAUGACUGCCAGACUGUGGGGAGGCACUCUCCUCUGGACCUAAACCUGAAACCCCCCUCUCUGCCCUGGCUGGAUCCAGGGGACCCCUUGCCCUUCCCUUGGCUCCAGCCCUACAGACUUGCUGUGUGACCUCAGGCCAGUGUGCUGACCUCUCUGAGCUUCAGUUUUGCCAGCUGUGAAAACAGCUAUCACAAAGUUGUGCGAAGCAGAAGAGAAAAGCUGGAGGAAGGCCAUGGGCCAAUGGGAGAGCUCUUGUUAUUAUUAAUAUUGUUGCCGCUGUUGUGUUGUCAUUGUUAUUAAUUAAUAUUCAUAUUAUUUAUUUUAUACUUAAAUAAAGAUUUUGUACCAGUGAACAA
Messenger RNA from Cercocebus atys (sooty mangabey), 1855 nucleotides. It is a transcript of the gene PLAUR, whose product is annotated as plasminogen activator, urokinase receptor. Lineage: Eukaryota; Metazoa; Chordata; Mammalia; Primates; Cercopithecidae. The transcript is spliced from 7 exons. Gene Ontology annotation, cellular component: plasma membrane. Bases 535 to 1542 code for a protein of 335 amino acids. The record is from RefSeq and is a predicted model, not a curated record.